This is a messenger RNA of Dermacentor silvarum, 795 nucleotides long. RefSeq lists its product as uncharacterized. The transcript is spliced from 2 exons. Bases 38 to 616 code for a protein of 192 amino acids. Lineage: Eukaryota; Metazoa; Arthropoda; Arachnida; Ixodida; Ixodidae. The record is from RefSeq and is a predicted model, not a curated record.
AAACAUAAAUUCUGACCGUCCUGAAGAAGAAGAAUCUAUGGCCCAGAGGGAAGACGUACAGUCCCCACCGGCUGGUCCUGGUACGGUGCCCCCAACGCCCACACCUCGAAGAAACCGCGUUAAAGCAAGUGGCGCCGUCGUCGGCCUCUCCUGCUCCGUAUUCAUUUUUGUGGCCACCUGUGCCGUGGUCUUGCUCUCCGUCCAGCUGGCCGCCAUGCGGCGCAAUGACACCGCCCAUCGGGAGACGCCGUUCUGCUGCCCCAGAGAGGCGGCCAAACUGUUCGCCGUCAUCGACAACAAGGCGGCGCCCUGCGAGGACUUCUUCGCGUACGUCUGCAGGAACGCCAUCGAUCAAGGCAUCGCACGGGAGCAGGCCGCCCACGACAUUCUGGGAAUGUGUGAAGAAGUCGGAGGAGCUACUCGAAUACCGCACCAAGGCCGACCUAUUUGCGAUGACCAUGGGCCUCCGCAUAGCUGCACUUGUCGGGACCGCAAGCUCUACCGCCGGGGAUAUCGCGAGGACUCACUGGUUCCGAAUGAAGAACGCCUGGAGCCUGUACCGUAUGUCGGAAGCGCAGUUCUUCUAUGCCCGCUAUGCCUACUUUCGGUGCAGUAGAGACAACCCCCAGGGUUCGGUGAAUGGGCCUACCAUGCACAAUGCCGACUUUGCCACUGCGUUCCAAUGCCAUCCAAGGAGCAAAGGCGGGAACGAGAGUGACUGCGCCGACGUCGCCGUCACACGCGGCGCUACUGGAUGACGAUCUCGGCAACUCUGCUGCUAGCUAUCUGGUGAAC